CCGCUCGGGGGGCUCCAGAUGAGUGACUUUGGAAUCAAGAACAUGGAUCAAGUUGCACCUGUAUGCAACAUGUACAGAGGACUGCUCAAGCGUCAGCCUGCAUUUGAUAACUUUGAAAGUACAAACUCUUUGUUCACUGGAUACUUUCCCUCAUUAAAUGAAGAUCAGACACUCCAGGAAGUUCCAACGGGCCUUGAUUCUAUUUCUUAUGAAUCAAAUGGCUGUGAAUUGCCACUCUUAACCCCCUGCAGUAAGGCUGUGAUGAGUCAAGCGUUAAAAGCAACUUUCAGUGGCUUCAUCAAGGAACAGCGCAGACUGGGCAUUCCAAAUAAUCCAUGGUUAUGGACUCAGCAGCAGGUGUCUCAGUGGCUUCUCUGGGCUGCCAAUGAAUUUAGUUUGGCAAAUAUGAACUUUGAGAGGUUUGCCAUGAAUGGCCAGGAGUUGUGCAACUUGGGAAAAGAACACUUCUUGGAACUUGCACCUGAUUAUGUGGGUGACAUUCUGUGGGAACAUCUGGACCAGAUGAUAAAAGAUAAUCAAGAGAAACCUCAGGAUCAGUAUUUGGAAAACUCUCAUCUCACUUCGUCUCCUCACUGGGUCAACAACAAUUCUUUAGGUGGUAACAUGGAACAGGCACAGUACUGUGCUCAAGUGCCCAGUUAUUCUAAAACUCUUAACUAUCAAAAAACGGGCCUUUUGAGUGAUUUAUCUGUUGGACCAAGUCUAGUUAAUCCAGAUCAAGACUUUCAAAUGUUUCCUAAAACUCAACUAGAAGCACUGAAUGUGAACUACUGCUCUGUGAAUGUGGACUUCACAAGAAACAACUUGAAUUUAAUGUUAGAUAACGCUGAUAAACCUAGAAACCAUCAUGAUUCAAGUGACAAUGGCACAGAAAGUUAUGAAGGCUUAGAUUCACUGCUACGAUCUUGGAACAGCCAGUCCUCCUUGGUGGAUGUUCAACGUGUGCCAUCUUACGAGAGUUUUGAAGAAGACUGCAGCCAGUCAUUGUGUCUGAACAAACCCACAAUGUCCUUUAAGGACUACAUUCAGGAAAGGAGUGACCCUGUUGAACAGGGGAAACCAGUUAUACCAGCAGCAAUUCUAGCAGGGUUUACAGGCAAUGGGCCUAUACAGCUGUGGCAGUUUCUUCUAGAGCUUCUAACUGACAAAUCUUGUCAGUCGUUCAUUAGCUGGACUGGAGAUGGAUGGGAAUUUAAACUAGCUGAUCCAGAUGAGGUUGCACGACGAUGGGGCAGGAGGAAAAAUAAGCCCAAAAUGAACUAUGAGAAGCUGAGCCGUGGCCUGCGCUAUUAUUAUGACAAGAACAUCAUUCACAAGACUUCAGGGAAACGUUAUGUAUACCGUUUUGUGUGCGACCUACAGAACCUGUUGGGAUAUACAGCGGAGGAGCUUCAUGCCAUGUUAGGAGUGCAGCCAGACACAGAAGAUUGAGUACUGUAGUCUUGUGUAACUUUGACAAACCACGUGAGAACACGCAAACUGUGAAUUGGGACCCCCCUACUACAGUCAU
Messenger RNA from Euleptes europaea (tarantolino), 1531 nucleotides. RefSeq names its product ETS proto-oncogene 2, transcription factor (gene ETS2). Gene Ontology annotation, molecular function: sequence-specific DNA binding; DNA-binding transcription factor activity, RNA polymerase II-specific. The record is from RefSeq and is a predicted model, not a curated record. The transcript is spliced from 10 exons. Gene Ontology annotation, cellular component: nucleus. NCBI's taxonomy places the organism in Eukaryota, Metazoa, Chordata, Lepidosauria, Squamata, Sphaerodactylidae. Gene Ontology annotation, biological process: cell differentiation; regulation of transcription by RNA polymerase II. The coding region runs from base 19 to 1452 and encodes 477 amino acids.